AUGCAAAGGGAGACCAACAAAGAGAUCCUUGCCCAUAGAAAUGUUAAUAAAACUAUCAUGAUGGAAGGUGGAGAUGUAUAUGAUUGCAUCGAUGUGAGUGUCCAACCGACUUUGGAUCACCCAUUGUUGAAAUAUCACAAAAUUCAGAUGGAACCAAGUUCGGUACCGGUUGAAGAAAGUAUAAAACCUCCCUCCCCAAAUGGUGUUUUACAAGCACACCUGUCUAUUGUCGAAUGCCCGAAAGGGAUGGUUCCAAUUCUACGUAAUAAUAGAAUGGGACAUAUAGCAUCAUAUAUCACCGAGCAAGUGAUUAACAAGGAUGAACAACUAGAGGACCCCAAAACGGCGAAUUGGUGGCUGAUGUAUGGUGAAGAAAAGACACCGAUUGGAUAUUGGCCAAGUUCACUCUUCUCUCACAUUAAAGAUAAAGGAAUUUUCUCAUACUGGGGUGGUUUUGUUCAGGGCCCAACAGCUUCAUCAGACUCCGCACAAAUGGGUAGUGGGCAUUUUGCCUCUGAAGGGUAUGGAAAAGCAGCUUUUAUGAGAAACAUCCAGAUUGUUGACAUCAACAACAAGCUGGUCACUCCAAAUAGACACAAAGACCUUCUUGGAACUAGUGAUAAAACAAAAUAUAGUAUUGGUGGUUAUGUAGUUGAUAAUCAUGGUAUGCAUAUGUACUAUGGUGGACCAGGUAAUUUAUUCUGA
Messenger RNA from Triticum turgidum subsp. durum (durum wheat), 705 nucleotides. The record is from the annotation of a GenBank genome assembly. NCBI's taxonomy places the organism in Eukaryota, Viridiplantae, Streptophyta, Magnoliopsida, Poales, Poaceae.